AUGCAUGAGACUGUUGUACCAUUGGAAUCAAGUCCGGAUGUCUUUACGAAUUUUGCAAGGCAACUAGGUCUUAAUUCCCAAAUGGCCUUUCAUGAUAUAUAUUCUUUAACCGACCCCGAACUCUUAGCCUUUUUGACAAGGCCAAUGAGUGCUAUAAUACUUUUAUUCCCCAUUAAUGAGUUAUUUGAAUCCUUAAAAGACCAUUCAACUCCUCUAGACUCACAGUCAACUCCCGUUAUUUGGUUUAAACAAACUAUUAACAACGCCUGCGGCAUGUAUGCCUUAUUUCAUUCCCUAGCGAAUAAUAGAGAACUUUUAGAGGUAGAUUCGAAAUUUAAUAAGUACCUCAGUGAAAACAAGAAGGCAGAUGGUAGGUAUGGGGGCAAAGAUAGCAUGGAUUUUGUAUAUUCACUUAGCGACCUUUACAAGACCAAUUCUCAAAUGGGACAAACUACAGCUCCGGAUCCUGCUGCUGCUGUUGACUUGCAUUUUAUAACAUUUGUUGAGCAUGAAGGAAAAGUCUACGAACUGGAUGGAAGAAAGUCUGGUCCAUUAGUUUUGGGUUCUGCGUCUUCGAAAGACCUCGUUGAUGAACCGCUAAUUAAAACCCGCGUCAAAUGGUACAUGGACAAUGCAGAUGAGAAAAUGAAGCACCAAUUCUCCUUGCUGGGGCUGGGCCCUUCAUGGGAUUAA
Molecule: messenger RNA, 693 nt
Organism: Eremothecium sinecaudum
Lineage: Eukaryota; Fungi; Ascomycota; Saccharomycetes; Saccharomycetales; Saccharomycetaceae
Gene: YUH1
Product: ubiquitin-specific protease YUH1
Exons: 1
Coding region: 1-693 (230 amino acids)
Biological process (GO): protein deubiquitination; ubiquitin-dependent protein catabolic process
Cellular component (GO): cytoplasm
Molecular function (GO): cysteine-type deubiquitinase activity
Source: RefSeq, a predicted model, not a curated record